Molecule: messenger RNA, 1303 nt
Organism: Trichoplusia ni (cabbage looper)
Lineage: Eukaryota; Metazoa; Arthropoda; Insecta; Lepidoptera; Noctuidae
Product: vegetative cell wall protein gp1-like
Exons: 8
Coding region: 36-1289 (417 amino acids)
Source: RefSeq, a predicted model, not a curated record
UCGUGUCGUACCGAGAGCUCCCGUGAGGUAGCAUCAUGAGAGUGUGGGGCACCGCGUUGGUGCUCUGCGCUGCCGCUUGCAAUGCGGUCUGUAUGUCGCAGAACACCGGAGUGAGUACUGAGUGGGCCGCGCGCUGGCAGAACCUCGUCGCCGAAUUUCUCCGAAAUGUCCCUGUGCCCGGUGGUUUCAGUCCAGCCGGGCAAGUUCCGGGGACACCGGCGGCGAGCGCGGGGCUACCAGCUGGAGGAGUAGCUGGCGGAGCAGUCUCCUGGGCUAGUUGGUUUCCUCCUCCCGUCCCUACUUUAAUGCAUGACCAGGGCGGCCGCUCCAUGCCAGUGCUGGUGCUGCCGAUACCAGUUCCCAUGAACCAACCCACGCCACCCCAAACUGCCCAGUGUGCGCUGAGCCCGCAGCCGGCGAACAGUUUCAACUACGACAGGACCUUCAACCCCGUGGUCAUCAACGCCGCACCCGCCCCCGUUACUACAUACUCCGCGCAGGGAUCCCAGCCAGCUUACCAAGCGCCCUUUUACCCCGCUCCCGCUCCCGCUUAUACCGCGCCUGCUUAUCCCUCUCCCGGUCCCGCUCCCACCUAUCCUACCCCCGCUCCUUAUCCUAACCCCGUUCCUGCGCCCUCUUAUCCCGCAGCGCCUGCUUAUCCCACACCCGCUUAUAGUCCUCUUCCUCAGUAUGCACCAGUUAAGCCUGAUGUCUCGGUGCCACCACCGCCGAAACGCAGACCAUCAUCGCGCCUCCCCUUACCAGACCAGCGACUUACUAGCAAUGCACCUACUUUUCCACCCGUAGCGGACUCUCGUGUUUUGUUAGAGCAGUUUCGCAAGCAGGAGCUGAGGGACUCGAACCUUCUACCAAUAGUUCUUCACAACCGGGAGGUACAGGCGGCACGCCAGCGCAAGACUGUCAAAUGUGUACGUCGGCAGUGGAAAGGCGAUGUGAACGAGGCACCGCCGCCGCCGCCGCGCUUCGAGAGCUCUCUAUACAUGCGCGGACGCAUCUUGGCGCACCGUGCGGGCUACACCGAGCCUUUCUCCCUAUGGUGGGAUGCGAGUAGUGGUGCGUCUCGUAUGGACUUUCACAACGGUACCGCUACCACGUACCGUAUGAAGAAACGUGACGGACGCGUACAAAGCGUGCAGGUCCGCAUAGAUCGCACUGGCGAAACGGACGUCAAUCGAUGCCGUGUGAUGAAACCCCGCCUGCUGACAGGGGCAGAGCGUGCCCUACCCGCUUUGCCUGACCUACAAGGUUUCAGCUAUGCUGGUAAGUAGCAGCAGCACUAGCC